Molecule: messenger RNA, 1601 nt
Organism: Drosophila ficusphila
Lineage: Eukaryota; Metazoa; Arthropoda; Insecta; Diptera; Drosophilidae
Product: mitochondrial 2-oxoglutarate/malate carrier protein
Exons: 2
Coding region: 442-1395 (317 amino acids)
Biological process (GO): succinate transmembrane transport; oxaloacetate transport; phosphate ion transmembrane transport
Molecular function (GO): sulfate transmembrane transporter activity; succinate transmembrane transporter activity; oxaloacetate transmembrane transporter activity
Source: RefSeq, a predicted model, not a curated record
GUUCGUCACAGAUGUAUUUUCGUGUUGUUGCUGGUUGCAUUGAAUUUCCCCAACUGCAGGCUAAAAAACAAAUAAAUGAGGCAAUUGGUGCCAAACAUUCCGCGACCACGCAACAAAUAGCAGCCAAGCAGCACGUGCCACUUGUGCCAAAAAUAAAACCGGAGGAAAAAGGCGGCGAAAUCGGUUUUCCUCGCUUGUGACAUUGAACAACAUUCGCGGGUGCAAAAAUAAAUCUAGGAAAUAAAACCCACACAAAUAAAAAGCGAUAUCAGCUGUUCACCAAGUGCGUGCCACGGAAAAAAUUCAUUAUUAAUUGUGCCAUCGGGCAGAGAGGUGUUUUCCACAUUCCCCCGCAGCGAAUCGACUUUUCCGGGCAGCUAAAACUGGAAAUUGCAAUCAUCGCGCAUUUAUUCGAGUGUUGUGUAACCGAAGUCUGGGAAAAUGAGCGCUACGAGUGGACAAGAUGCUCCAAAGAAGGCGGCGGCCUCUAAUGCCAUUAAGUUCUUGUUUGGCGGUUUAUCAGGAAUGGGAGCCACGAUGGUGGUGCAGCCCCUUGAUUUGGUCAAGACGCGCAUGCAGAUCUCAGGAGCUGGCAGUGGCAAGAAGGAGUACCGAAGCUCCCUUCACUGCAUUCAGACCAUUGUUAGCAAGGAAGGACCUUUGGCUUUGUACCAGGGCAUUGGAGCUGCUCUGCUGAGACAGGCCACCUACACCACUGGAAGGCUGGGAAUGUACACCUAUCUGAAUGAUCUCUUCCGUGAACGCUUCCAAAGGGCUCCUGGCAUAACGGACAGCAUGGCCAUGGGAACCAUCGCCGGCGCCUGUGGUGCCUUUAUAGGAACCCCAGCGGAGGUGGCGCUGGUGCGCAUGACCUCCGAUGGCCGGUUACCAGUUGCUGAGAGGAGGAACUACACGAACGUGGCCAAUGCUCUGGCUAGGAUCACCAAGGAGGAGGGCAUUACGGCUCUCUGGAGGGGCAGUCUUCCCACUGUGGGUCGCGCCAUGGUCGUGAACAUGACCCAACUGGCCAGUUACUCCCAGUUCAAGACAUACUUCCGCAACGGACCCCUGAAAAUGGAGGAGGGCAUCAAGCUGCACUUCUGCGCCAGCAUGUUGAGUGGCCUGCUGACCACAAUCACUUCCAUGCCGCUGGACAUUGCCAAGACCCGAAUCCAGAACAUGAAGACGAUCAAUGGCAAGCCGGAGUACCGCGGCACUGCCGAUGUCCUGUUGAGAGUGGCCCGUCAGGAGGGAGUCUUCGCUCUGUGGAAGGGAUUCACCCCCUACUACUGCCGCUUGGGUCCGCACACUGUGCUGACCUUCAUCCUGCUGGAACAGCUCAACCAGGGCUACAACAAGUACGUUCUGGGCGUGAACAAGAGCACUGGCCUGUAAAUUCAACCAUAUGAACAAACCAUUAACGAACGAUGAAACAUGCGUGUAUAUACAACGUUAAGUUUGAAACAAACUUAGGGCAUUUAAAUGUCGGCAAUUCCGGUGACAAUAUUACAUGAUAACGACUAGCUUGAAUGUUGAAACAGUUUUUUGUAGCGCCAUAAGUAUAAAGUGGAUUCUCAAUAAAGCACAAAAUGUUAUAAAAA